GCCGUCCCCAGCAGCAGAACACCCUGGACAGCAAGGAGCCGAGCGUCCUCGGAAGCCCCGGGGUCUCCAGAGUGACAUUUGUGGGACCAGCUCCUUUGAGUGGAAUUCUCUGGGGCUCUGCUCGUGUCCCCUCUAUGCAAGAUUUCAUCAUGGGAGGCGGCUACUACAACGUGGUGGCAACUGUGCUGCUGGUCAUGAACUUGGAGAGAGCGAGAUCAGUGCAGGGACCCUGUGCUAACUGCCCAGCUGGUACUUUCUGUGGGAAAAGCAGGAAUCCGAUUUUUGUUCCCUGUCCUCCCGAUAGCCUCUCCUGUGGCAGUGGACAGCGGACCUGUGUGCUGUGCAGGCGCUGUGAAGGUGUUUUCAGGACCAAGAAGCCAUGCUCCCCCACCAGUGACGCCGAGUGUGAAUGCAUUGCCGGAUUCCACUGCUUGGGGCCGGGAUGCACCAUGUGCGAACAGGAUUGUGAGCAAGGUCAAGAGUUCACGAAAGAGGGUUGCAAAGACUGUCCCUCUGGCUCCUUUAACAACCAGAAAGGCGGCAUCUGUCAACCCUGGACAAACUGUUCAGACGGGAGGCCUGUGCUUGCGAAUGGGACCAAGGACAGCGAUGUGGUCUGCGGACCGAGCGCGCCCGGCCUCUCUCCAGGUGCCUCCUCCACCACCUCGCCUCCACCUGCAGGUGAGCCAGGAAGGCACAGUCCACAGGUCAUCCCCUUCCUCCUGGCGCUGACGUGGGCUGCGCUGCUGUUCCUGGUCUUCUUCCUUGUGCUCCAUUUCUCUCUGGCCAAGCGGAGCAGAAAGAAACUCCUGUACAUCUUCAAGCAACCGUUUAUGAAACCGGUACAAACGGCCCAAGAGGAAGACGCCUGCAGCUGCCAGUUUCCGGAGGAAGAGGAGGGCGGAUGUGAACCGUGAAGUGGGAGCCCCACGGGAAGCACGCGUGACUGCAUCUCUCUGAUGUGAAAACCAGCCUGACAGGACACCCACGACCACCUCACCAACCCACUGGCCGUCAAAUUUGCACCACCUUUAGCAGAUGCGCAGGGCAGAGGGGCAUUUUCUAGAAUCUUCUUCACAGGAGGAGCUAAUUUUGUUUUGUUUUAUUUUUAAAUCCAAAGAAAAUGAGAGUUUGACUUCUACCACAUGGGCUGAUGGUUUGGCUAACAUUGUUGGGUGCUGACGUGGCAUGUGACAAUCAGCCGUUAGAUGUGGACGUUGCCCCUCAUUCUAUCCUUUAACACGAUGACCCCCUCCCCUGGAGGGUCACGGCAAGGUCAGGGGGUCAUCAGGGUGCUGUUCCCUUCGUCUUAGGAAUUUUGAUUGUUUUCCUUGUUCUGAAGCAGCCUGUUGCCGUGAGUGAUGAUCCGGUGUUCAGUGUCGCCUGUCUUUGAGCUUCAGGAAAUCCAUGUGGUCACUGCAGACUCCCGCGGCCUGCUCUGGUCACUCAGGGUUGCCCCUAGAAGGCUCAGUCGUGUCGUCGUCUGUGGCCUGAUACGUUCGCUUUGUAGAUGGGUCAUAAUUUAUUAAUCCCGUGCCUGUCAAGGGCCGUUCAGGUCAUUUCGGGGCGUUUGCAGUCACUAAGGAUGUUCUCUUAUGCGUCUCCUUGCAGCAGUACCUCUAGGAAAACUUCUGGAAUUUCUGGAUUGCGUAGGGCACGUGAGCGCCCAACCUCAGGGGCUUUGCGUGCUUCAGCCAGGACACACCAGGACCACAGCCACACGACGCCAUCUCUCAGGACACUGGCCGCUGUGGGCCCAGUGGCUCCGCUCUCCUGCUGUGAAGGUCAAGGGCAAUCGCAAGCCUUUCUGAUGAGGUGGGCAGCUCAGCAAGAUGCCUGAGGGGCUGACUCUGAAGACCAGUGAAGCCAUGUCGUUCACCAGACUUCUACCCUGAGCCCUGCUAGCUUGGAGACAUGCAACUCUGUGUAAACCCGUGUAAGCCUAUGUAAACCGUGUAAACCCACGGAAACCUGUGGAAACCCGUGUAAGCCUGUGCCUCUGCCAUCCUGGGUGGCCCUGCCACAGCUGUCCCCAGGCUGCCCGCCGCCCUGGUCUGGAGCCCUGAA
Messenger RNA from Lepus europaeus (European hare), 2067 nucleotides. RefSeq names its product TNF receptor superfamily member 9 (gene TNFRSF9). Gene Ontology annotation, molecular function: cytokine binding; signaling receptor activity. The transcript is spliced from 8 exons. The record is from RefSeq and is a predicted model, not a curated record. Lineage: Eukaryota; Metazoa; Chordata; Mammalia; Lagomorpha; Leporidae. Bases 135 to 917 code for a protein of 260 amino acids. Gene Ontology annotation, cellular component: external side of plasma membrane. Gene Ontology annotation, biological process: negative regulation of cell population proliferation; apoptotic process.